AUGGCUUGGAGCUGCGUGCAGGCAGAGAUGGGCCAGAAGCGCCUAGCAGAGGAGAAAGCGAUCCAGAAGGAAUAUCGUCGACAUAUGGCCAAGUUGAGGCACAUGUCAGCACCGACCCCAAAGGCAAAUCAGAAGAAGUCCAAGCCGAUAAGGAACUCCAAGAAGGGUGUUGAAGGCAGCGGCACCGCUGUGAUCUCAGGUAUCUCUGUUCCAGGCAGCAAUGAGAGCUAUGAGCGGCUCUUCAACCCUCAAUGGGGGACGGUCCGAAGCAAACAAGGCAUCUGCGCAGCCCUGGCCUAUUUAGUGACCCAAUUCUUGGAGCUAAAGCGAUCUUCCAAAGGCGUCUUACAGGAUGGCUCUAGGCUCUCCCUGCGCUUGGCAGUCUCAUCCCUGGCACGGCAUCAUGCCUUUGACGAGCCGGAGAUGCCCAAGAAUGAGGAGGUGACUUUGCCCCUUCUUCAGCCCGAAGAUGAAGACGAAAACCAUGUUUUCCGGGGCAACGACUCGGUGGAAUUUCGCUCCGCCGCCUUGGCUUUGCUAUGUCUGUUGGAUGCAGCGCUCUCGUGGCGCCCUGCUGAUCCCCUGGGUUGGAUGGGGCAAGCAGAGGACGCGGAGGGUGCUGUCUUGGCGCGGGAGAAGGGGAUGUGCUCCUUCUCCUUCUUCGCCGGCAAGUUGCGCAAAGCUCUGAAAAAGGCCAGCGCAGGUUGUCAGAUCGCCUGGCAGCGUUUCGAGGUGCAUCUGGAUGCGGUGCGUGCACGCACAUUGCCGGAGCCAUGGCCUUGGAUCUGGGUGCUCAAUGAGGAAGCCUCGAUGCUGGUGCGCAACCGCACCAAAGUGCCCUUGAGGGUAGAGCUGCACCGGCCCAAGAGUCAGGUAGGGCCAGUCUCGCCCUUGGUGGAUGUACCUUUGCUGAAACCCUUGCUGCAGUGGCUUCUGAAGGAAAAGCCUAUCCUGGUGGCGGAAGUGAAGCCAGGGAUCGAAUGGGCCUUGCGUCCCAGGGCCAAGGAGGGUCGUGAGUUCAAGCUUCGAUUGAUGACCAAGGCUGGGGUGAUGGUUUGUGCUCGUGGCUUGCGCAGAGGGCAGGCUUUCGACUUUGAAGUUCCCAUUCCACCAGCACCUGCGCAGCUACGGGUGGCAGCACUCACCCCCACAACCCGAGUGGGUCCCGAUGUCGUGACGGUAAAGGGAAGGAUUAAGGCCACGGAUGACGCCUUCAAAGCACUGGGAAGAAAAGAUGAUGAUCGUGAGGAGCGUGGCUCCAUCGCCUCUACCGCUGCCCCGUCGACCGCAGGCACCUCGAUCACACGCCUGAGCUUCGCCAGCACCGCAUCGGUGGCGUCCACGUCGCGGGCGCAGCUGGAGGCGAAAUUGGAGGAACGGCGUCGCAAGGUGGAAGGUUUGCCCCCGGUCAAGUCAGAUGAAGACAAGGAGGACAAGGAGGAUGACGGCCAAGUGGCGGAUGAGGAUGCGGAGAACCCUGGACCUUCGGCUCUUCACCCAGUGCCUGAGGCGGAUGCGGGCCACGUUCCCCGGCUGCUGACGGCGGUGGAAGGCUUUCGCUCCUGCCUUUGCCCGAGGUGCUUGCGCAGCAUGCCGCUGCGCCGCACACGGCCACGGGCAUCCAUCUACUCAGGAGGUGUCCGAUGCGACUACUGCAAGAUUGAGUUGAUGGGUGAAGCCGAUGAAGAGGAGGACCAACAAUCUGUUGGUUUCUGUCAUUGCAAAAGCUGUUGGUUUGACCUGUGCCAACAGUGUGCGUACAAGGAGAUGAGGGAGGUAUGGUGGGGUGAGGACUAG
This is a messenger RNA of Cladocopium goreaui, 1797 nucleotides long. The record is from the annotation of a GenBank genome assembly. NCBI's taxonomy places the organism in Eukaryota, Dinophyceae, Suessiales, Symbiodiniaceae.